Molecule: messenger RNA, 663 nt
Organism: Trichoderma virens Gv29-8
Lineage: Eukaryota; Fungi; Ascomycota; Sordariomycetes; Hypocreales; Hypocreaceae
Exons: 3
Coding region: 1-663 (220 amino acids)
Source: RefSeq, a predicted model, not a curated record
AUGGUGUGCAAGGAAGAGCAGCAAGAUUGUGGGCCAGUCUGGGGCUUCCGAGCCCGAGCCGGCGAGACGGAGCGGCACCAUGAGGCACCUGGAGAAUAUGGAAAUUCCAAGCGGUGGAUUCGGGGGUCCGUGAGUGGGGCGGUAAGUUGGGUCGGUCGGGAGGAUGGAAUAGAGGAGGAGGAUGAAGAAGAUAAGGAUGAUGCCGGGUUGUAUGUAAAAGACCCGAAAUCAGACCUGAUAGAAAAAUACCAGCACAAGAUUUGUUUCGCGGAGAAAGUCGGAACAGAAAGACCACGGCGGCCGGCGAGCCAAUCACGGGAUCAGAUGGGCGGAACGGUGCCGUUGGGCCGAGACCCAGUGGCACGGACUGUGACUUUUUUUCGUUUCCGCAGUUUGUUUGUUGAUGCUGGCAUGGUUCUAGAAGAGCGAGAAAAAGAGAUGCGAAAAAGGGAAAUGAGCUGUUCGACUUGUUUCGCGGUGCUACAGGAUGACGGUGUUUGUCCUCAGACGCUCGGGUAUCUGGUGCCGAAUGUCUCGAGCAGUGCAACUGAGACACUCAAGGACAGCAAAAACAGGUCGAUGCCGGGCCUGCUGCCGAGAGGAGCCGCAGCAGCGGGUAUUCCAGCCGGCACCUCCAUAUUUUCUGCCGUUUCUUACUUGUAG